UUUAACUGUGCCAUUUGAUCUUUAUUAGUAAACAAAUCAAUAUUCCGGUAACAGAAAUUUUUUCCCAUAAAAUUGCAGCAAAUGUUUUGAAAAAAACCUUAUCAAAUCUGAUAUAACUACACAAAUACUUCCAUUAUAAUCGCUGAUUACUCACUGAUCAGUUUUUACUUUUGUAUUUGGUGGUCAAUCAUGCUUUACUUAAUUGGUUUGGGUUUGGGUGACGCAAAAGAUAUCACUGUAAAAGGAUUGGAAAUUGUUAAAAAUGCCAAAAGAGUAUAUCUAGAAGCUUAUACUUCGAUGUUAACAGUAGGAAAAGAAAAACUUGAGGAAUUUUAUGAAAAACCAAUAAUAAUUGCUGACAGAGAAAUGGUUGAGCAAGAUUCUGAUUCAAUUCUAUCAAAUGCUAUUGAAGAAGAUAUUGCAUUUUUAGUUGUUGGUGAUCCUUUUGGAGCUACUACUCAUUCUGAUAUGAUUUUGAGAGCAGUUCAAAAAAGAAUUCCAUAUAAAGUUGUUCAUAAUGCUUCUAUUAUGAAUGCCAUUGGAUGUUGUGGCUUACAGCUGUACAGGUUUGGUGAAGCUAUAUCCAUUGUGUUUUGGACUGAUUCCUGGAAACCUGAAAGUUUUUAUGAUAAGAUUAAGAUUAAUAGAAGUAAUGGAUUGCACACACUAUGUUUACUAGAUUUAAAGAUAAAAGAACAAUCUGUAGAAAACUUAAUAAAAGGUAAGAAAAUAUAUGAACCACCCAGAUUUAUGACAGCUUCUUGUGCAGCACAACAGUUACUAGAAAUUAUUGAAAAUCGCAGAAAUAAAGGAGAUGGUGAUAUAGCUUUUACAGAAAAUACUAUUUGUGUUGGUAUUGCAAGGUUAGGUUCAGAUGACCAAAGUAUAGUUGCCGCCUCAUUGAAAAGAAUGGCUUCUUUAGACUUGGGUCCUCCAUUGCAUUCAUUAAUAAUCUGUGGUGAUCUUCAUCCUGUUGAGAAAGAAAUGUUGCAAGUGUUUGCUGAUGCUAGUAGUGGAAUUGAAAUUUUUCAACCUGUUACUGAUGUAUAAUAAAGUAUUUUAUUAUUUUUUA
Messenger RNA from Parasteatoda tepidariorum (common house spider), 1072 nucleotides. It is a transcript of the gene Dph5, whose product is annotated as diphthine methyl ester synthase. Gene Ontology annotation, molecular function: diphthine synthase activity. Lineage: Eukaryota; Metazoa; Arthropoda; Arachnida; Araneae; Theridiidae. The record is from RefSeq and is a predicted model, not a curated record. Gene Ontology annotation, biological process: protein histidyl modification to diphthamide.